This is a messenger RNA of Penicillium argentinense, 711 nucleotides long. Its product is annotated as early growth response protein. The coding region runs from base 1 to 711 and encodes 236 amino acids. NCBI's taxonomy places the organism in Eukaryota, Fungi, Ascomycota, Eurotiomycetes, Eurotiales, Aspergillaceae. The record is from RefSeq and is a predicted model, not a curated record. The transcript has a single exon.
AUGCUUCAAGUGCUGACAAAUGCCAUCAGCAAUAGUCAAAGACCUUUGACAAAAUUAUCUGCUGAGCCUGUCAUGGGCCGCGAGAAGGCCGAGAUUGUUCUCAAAGACCUUCUCACAACACUGGGGGAAGAAGAACCUCGUCUUUCUACCCUGGGUCUCAAGGCGAAUUCAGUACAUCGAAUGAUGAUUAUCUCUACCCUCAUGAUGUCUCAUAUACCUGGCAUGUCACUUUUCUCGACUGCAUUGCGACUCAAAUAUAAAAAGUGCACCGCCACCGAGAUGAGCUAUUUGACCGACAAGUGGAACUCAGUGCCUCAUUCCCGCCGCCUAGCAGUUUCAUAUGCUGCACAACUAUUUGGGACAAUCAAGAACCAAGCCUGUGCUCACUUCUCAACGCCCGUCAUGCUUUUCCACGCUACCCUGACCAUGUGGCUCUAUGCGGCUCUCAAUAUUCCUCCAGCAGAUAUGACAGUCAUAUCCGAACGCCGCUCUGUUGUCCUUAGUACCUUGGGUCCUGAUGACCCGGAGCAAUUCCGUUGGAUAGAAUCUGGGCGAGGUUGCGUCAAAAUACCCGGUGUUGGAAACCUCCUCUCUUCUUCGGCUUGUCCGAGAAGGCUUCUCGAUGAAGCAAUCUCAUUGAUGCGGACACUCAAUCAUUGGGGCAUCAGUAGGAUUUAUGGGCAGAUAUUGAGUGCUCUUUGUGUAGAAUGA